This is a messenger RNA of Aspergillus brunneoviolaceus CBS 621.78, 1530 nucleotides long. RefSeq lists its product as uncharacterized. The transcript is spliced from 2 exons. The coding region runs from base 1 to 1530 and encodes 509 amino acids. The record is from RefSeq and is a predicted model, not a curated record. NCBI's taxonomy places the organism in Eukaryota, Fungi, Ascomycota, Eurotiomycetes, Eurotiales, Aspergillaceae.
AUGCUACAACCAUACGGCAUCUUUCGCACGUUCUUCAACAUAGGAAGCUUCAUACUCAAAGUCAUAGACGAAGCGCACUUCGGCACCGCGGGCAAAGACCGAAUGCCUUGCAUUAUCGAACAGAGCACAGGCAGUUCCACGCCUGCUGUGUACUCGGACAGCUUCGACGAGAUGUACGAAAUCGACCCCAAGUACUGGGCCGAUCUUCCCUACAUCUACCUGAGCCACCGGGCCAUCAUAGAGUUCCGCAAACGCGAGAAGGCCAUUGCCGAGGAAGCGGAGCAAGAACAGAAAGAGAGAAAAGCGAAGGAAAACAAGGCAAGUCGCAGAAGGCUGCGGCUACCGCACAAGUUACGCAGCCUGAAGGAGUUCGCCAAGGGUGGUGGGCCAGAUUUAUCUGGCAUUGGUAGUUUCGGCUGGUCUGGCUCGGCGGAAGCCUGCAACUCGGCCUCCCUUUACGACGGCAACUGCCGCAACUUCCUCAAGCUGCACGGCGUCGCGGCCCGCUCAUCCAGCCAGAACCUCCCGCGCAACAUCGUCACCCUGCGGGAACGACUCCGGAAACCUCGCGAAUCCGUGAAACGACUGGACCCCAACGACCAGAAGGUCUGGCUCAAGGCGUGCCGGAAUUUCGAGAAGCAGCGCGCCAAGUUCAACGACGCGCUCGACAUCCUGCUGGGCGCGGCGUCCGAGACGGUCCUCACCUACGAGAGCGAGCCGAUCACCGGCCUGGACCCGCUGGUGGAGGGGAUGUUCCUGGCGCAGCCGAGCUACUUCGACUGCGGCGACUUCUACGCCCUGGACGAGGGCGGCCGCCUCGCCAACGACCUGAAGAGCUACAUCCUGCCGGCGACGGACGCGUACGGCGUGGUGCCCAACUUCUUCGUGCAGCUGCAGAUCGACGACGAGGACCAUGCCGCCGCCGCCGAGCUGCAGGCGAUGCACUACGGGGCCCUGGGGGCGCGCGCGGUGCACAAGCUGCGCUUCCACACCGCGCGCGCGGACAAGGCGUGGCUGGACGAGGUCGCGUACUCGAUUGUCGUGGUGGUGUCCGAAUCGUCGGUCAGGAUCUACGCGGCGCAUAUGAUCGAGGCCGAGGAUGGAUCCAGAGAGGCGGAUUAUCAGCUGACGGACCUCUAUCGGAGUCGCUUGGAUCGUGGAGUGGGACAGUUCCGGAAGGCUGUGACGGCGGUGCGGAACGCUAGGGACUUUGCGAAAGAGUGGAGGGAGUACUUCAUGGAGAUGGCCAGGCGGGAGGUGGAGGGCGAUCCUCGCAACUUGUCGCAGGGAAGUCCAAUGUCAGUGGAUGAGAAGCCGAACGAUGAUCCUGGCGAGGGUCCUAGUAGGAUGGCUCGUAUGCCCUCACUGAGUGACGACCAGAGCUCGGCCAGUAGCGACAGUGCGGCGUCUGGCCUCAAACGGCGCAGAAGUGACUACGCGCUGCUGUAUUCAGGCCUGGGCGAAGAGCUUCCACGCGUCAAGCGCCCUAGAUCUGUGAGCAGUAGCAGUGAUAGUCCACGGUUUAGUUAG